GUAACGCAGGCCCUAACCGUUUUUAGAAAUAAUUAGCCGUUUUCGACUGCGUCAGUGGGAAUGGUGCUUUUUCCACCAUCACAGCUGGUUUAUAGUAUGGAAAUAGCAUCUUUCCACGUUAUUUGAAGGUGAGACUUAAUUGCUCUACAAACUUAGAGCAUGCGGCCCCCGUGAUACAGAGAGAGGGGCAUUUACAUAAUGGAGGAUUGAGAUUGAGGUCCGAGAGACAGAGAGAGAGAGGCGGCAAGGCCUUUUAGGGUUAGAGCUUGGGUGGGGUCAGGGAAGGAGUAAAUUAAAUGGCAGCAUUUGGUUACUUCUCACGCUCCUCUUUGAACACCACUUGCAGAACUGCUAUUCUACAAGAACAUCAUCAACAGAGGGGCCUGAACAACAUAAUACGCAUCCCUCCUCCUCCUCCUCCUCUAUCAAUAAAUGUGCCAUCUCUCUCUUCUCAUUGUUCUAUGACAAAUGUUAGUGCGAAGACUGUAUUUCAUCACAGAUGUUUUGCUGGGGUGCCAUAUGAAUCCUCCUCCUCUCCCCAAUUCAAAGAGGUGCUUGAAUCAUUGAUAGAAAUGGAAGAUUUAUCAAAAGAAGAGGCAGAAGCAGCUCUUGAUUAUUUAUUGAGUGAAGCUAAUGAAGCUCAAAUUAGUGCCUUUCUAGUCCUUCUAAGGGCCAAGGGGGAAACGUAUGAAGAAAUUACUGGUUUGGCUAAGGCAAUGAUCAAAUACUGCAUAAGAGUAGAAGGAUUGAGUGAGGCAGUGGACAUUGUUGGGACAGGUGGUGAUGGUGCGAACACAGUUAAUAUUUCAACUGGGGCUUCUAUCCUAGCUGCUGCUUGUGGUGCAAAAGUAGCAAAGCAAGGGAACCGAUCUAGUUCUUCAGCAUGUGGAAGCGCAGAUGUUCUGGAGGAAUUGGGUGUCAUUAUAGAUUUGGAGCCUGAGGGGGUAAAGAAAUGCGUCAAAGACGUUGGCAUUGGUUUCAUGAUGGCUCCCAAGUUUCAUCCAGCAAUGAAAGUUGUUGGCCCUGUAAGGAAAAAUCUUAAAGUGAAAACAGUUUUCAAUAUUUUGGGCCCAAUGUUAAAUCCAGCUCGAGUUCCUUUUGCUGUUGUCGGUGUCUACGAUGUGGAUAUAGUCGGUAAGAUGGCAAAAGCACUUCAAAGUUUUGGAAUGCAAAGAGCAUUGGUGGUCCAUUCAGAGGGCUUAGAUGAGAUGAGUCCACUUGGUCCUGGAAUGAUUCUUGAUGUCACUCCUGGAAAAAUAGAGAAGUUCUCCUUUGAUCCUUUGGAUUUUGGUAUCCAACGCUGCACUUUAGAAAGUCUGAAAGGUGGGGGACCUGAAUUCAAUUCCAAGGUACUAAGGGACGUGUUAUCGGGUGAGAGAGGGGCUAUUGCAGACGCUUUUGUUCUAAAUGCUGCAGCAGCACUCCUGGUAAGUGGACAUGUCCAAACCCUGUCUGAAGGAGUUUCCAUGGCUCGUGAAACUCAGGAGUCAGGAAAGGCCAUCAAGACACUCGACUCGUGGGUUUCUCUGUCUAAGAGAUUGAAAGAAGCAGCAGUCAUAGUGGCUUAAACUGAGCAAUUAUGCCUGUUGGCUGCACUUGCAGAGAAGUGUAUCAUGCAGCAGCCGUCAUACAAAAUUUCAGUUGCAGCUGCCUGAGAUUGGAAGGAGAAACCCAUUUGUUACUUAGCUUUAUCUCAUAGAUGUAUAUCAAUCUUCAUUGUUCUUUCAAAGAACUUGAACACACAUAAAUAAUCAUUUCUUAAGUUUUGACGAAAUGAUAAUUGAACAUGGAAUUUAACAUGUUUAUAGAGUAAAGUUUGAAGAUAUGGUCUCCGCAAA
Amborella trichopoda is the source of this 1838-nucleotide messenger RNA. Its product is annotated as tryptophan biosynthesis 1. NCBI's taxonomy places the organism in Eukaryota, Viridiplantae, Streptophyta, Magnoliopsida, Amborellales, Amborellaceae. Gene Ontology annotation, biological process: L-tryptophan biosynthetic process. Gene Ontology annotation, cellular component: cytosol. The record is from RefSeq and is a predicted model, not a curated record. Gene Ontology annotation, molecular function: anthranilate phosphoribosyltransferase activity.